This is a messenger RNA of Lotus japonicus, 792 nucleotides long. RefSeq names its product ribulose bisphosphate carboxylase small subunit, chloroplastic-like. The record is from RefSeq and is a predicted model, not a curated record. Bases 43 to 576 code for a protein of 177 amino acids. The transcript has 3 exons. NCBI's taxonomy places the organism in Eukaryota, Viridiplantae, Streptophyta, Magnoliopsida, Fabales, Fabaceae.
UUGGAAAACCAAGUAGCAGAGAACCGAGAAGGAGAAGGGAAAAUGGCCUCCUCUAUGAUUUCCUCCCCUGCUGUUACCACUGUUAACCAUGCCAACAUGGUUGCCCCAUUCACUGGUCUCAAAUCCAUGGCUGGUUUCCCAGUUACAAGAAAGGCCAACAAUGACAUCACCUCCAUUGCAAGCAAUGGUGGAAGAGUCAACUGCAUGCAGGUGUGGCCUCCAAUUGGCAAGAAGAAGUUUGAGACCCUUUCUUACCUUCCACCACUCACCGUGGAGCAAUUGGCAAAGGAAGUAGAAUACCUUAUCAGGAAGGGAUGGGUUCCUUGCUUGGAAUUUGAGACUGAGAAAGGGUUUGUGUACCGUGAGAACCACAAGUCACCAGGAUACUAUGAUGGACGUUACUGGACAAUGUGGAAGCUGCCCAUGUUUGGAACCACUGAUGCUUCUCAGGUUUUGAAGGAACUUGAGGAGGCCAAGAAGGCAUACCCCAACGCCUUCAUCCGUAUCAUCGGAUUCGACAACAAGCGCCAAGUGCAGUGCAUCAGUUUCAUCGCACACAGGCCAGAAGGCUACUAAAAAAUUUGACGCCAAACCACUUUCUUCUAUCUUUGUAAUUUGUGCUGCUGCUUAAUUUCAACAUUGUAAGAACAUUCCCCAUUUGUUUUUGUUUUUUGUUAUGUUUCUUUCUUCAGGUUCCAUCUUGUUGUAAUUUUGGUUUUCUGUUUUCGGACAUCAAGUGCAAAUUAUAUGAAUGGAUAUGAGAACUAAUGAAUAAACUAUGUUAUCGCUUUA